GCACGCUCGCUCGCUCGCGGGCCGGCGCCGGCUUUGGGCUGGGACUCCGGGCGGCGGGGCGCGCAGCCGGGACACCGUGGCGAGGAGGACCGGGCGGGGGGCGGCGGCCGGCCCCCUUCGGCCCCCCGCGGGCGCGCCAGGCGCACACAUCUUGACUGACUCAACAGCAAAGUGGAUUUUCUUUGUGAUUAAAGAAGCAAACAAUGUCCCCGUGUCUGUAGAGAUGAUUUGCUGUUCAGCCCGGCUGAAGCUGACCGAAUGAGACUAUGGGCUGUGCCUCCGCCAAGCAUGUUGCCACUGUUCAAAAUGAAGAGGAAGCCCAGAAAGGCAAGAGCUACCAGAAUGGAGAUGUGUUUGGCGAUGAGUAUAGAAUCAAACCAGUGGAAGAGGUCAAAUACAUGAAAAAUGGGGCCGAAGAGGAGCAGAAAAUAGCAGCAAGGAACCAAGAAAACUUGGAAAAAAAUGCCAGCUCAAAUGUAAGACUUAAAACUAAUAAAGAGAUUCCUGGAUUAGUUCAUCAAUCCAGAGCAAACAUGCACAUCUCUGAAAGCCAACAAGAAUUCUUCAGAAUGCUGGAUGAAAAAAUCGAGAAGGGUCGGGAUUACUGUUCGGAAGAAGAGGAUAUCACAUAGCACCAAUUCUAUCACACAGACCAGGAGCUACUACUGUGUAAAUAGGUUACACCCCAGUUGAAAUCUUUGCAAAGGUCGGUUCUCUUCGACGAACAGCACUAUAGCAAAAGAAGAUCGUUUCAUAUCGUAUGCCCCAUUAAAUUACAGUGUUUCUUAAUGAACUUGCAAAGGAAUAUUGCUAAAACAAACAAAAACUGUUAUUGAACUUUCUUUGUUGCUGCUAGUUAAAACUUGUUGCAACUUUUCACUUCUCUUGUGUCCAGGUAUGCAGCAAAAUUCUGCAAUUUCACCUUAAAGAUACUAUUGGUUUUACAGAUGCUCUUCAACCUAUUUUCUAUAAGAUGAAGUAGUGGUGAACUCAGAUAUCAAACUUCUAGACCAGUUCUGCUUCUAAGUCAAGCAUUUCUUUCCCUCUCCCUUUCUUCCAUAUCUCUCCCGAGCCAUCCAGAUACAGCCUGGGCCCCUUGCUUGACGCUGGCAAUGUUGAGCUUUGGAAAUGAGGUGGUUGCUUUGGCCAGCCUUGUUUCUCUGCUCUGAAGAAGUAGAGGAGCUAUAACCAAUUAAACACAUGGUGUGACCUGACUCCUGAAAGUGACGUAGGUGCGGGCAGCAGGUUGUUCCAUCUAAUAGGUACCUUCAUUGAGAAUUAAGCUUGCAACAUUGGCUUUGCUCAGAUGCAGAUGGAAGUGUGAUGCAGUCAUUUUGAAUCCCUCUUCCUCACUUUUUUUUCUAAGAAAUAAACAUUUUACUGUUUUUAUGUAUCUUUGUCUUCUCCCAUUCAUCCAGCUCGAUGUUUUAAGGUGAUCUUGGAUGUGGAAGUUGAGCCUUCCUUUGCAGUGACACUGACAGGUGGCCUAAGUGGCUCCCUGCCCUUCCCCUUAAAAAUCCACCAAGGCUCAGAAGGGCUGUGAAUGGUCAGAAGAGAUGAGGGGACACCCCAUGACCUUUGAAGAGGAACAGAAGCCACGAUGUUAUCUUUCAUUUUGUUAGCAAAUAAAGCACCGUAUUUUGUGAUUCUCUCCCUUCACGAAGCUACAUGAGCCUUGCCACUUCCUCCUCUUCCUAAUUCCAGUACUUGAUAGUACAGUGAAAAGCAUUUGCCUACCCAAAAACAUAGGACUUUUACACUGGUGAUGAUACUUGGAGAUGUGAAAGCCAAAAGCCCCUGGCAGUGGUGGGGAAUGCUGACUGUGUGUUCAGUAGAGUUUAUUUUUCCAUACUAUAUGAAGAGAAUGAUCUCUUCUUAAAGCAGAAGUAAUAUUUUUAACAAAUAUUGUCUCGCAAGUAAAUAGCAAUCAAAAGGAGAAAAUAACUUUUGUAUUUUUUUAACGUGUUUGAUAGCUUUGACGAGGGGAAGGCACCCCAUGAAAUGCCAUGCCAUCAGUCCAGGUUUGAGUUUGUCCCACAAAAAUGCAGACGGAGUACUGCAUGGCUGUCUUUUUGGGUUGUGAACUUUGGGUUGUGAACUUGGCCCGGAAUCAACCUCUCUACCACCUUCCAAAAGUAGACAGGUGAGUGGUGAAGGUGUUGGGAGAGGAUGUUCUCCAAAGAUUAUCUGCCACAAAAUGGAGUGAGGACCUAGAUUUGUUCUUCCUGAGAGGAGCCUUGACUUAAAUCCAUCCACAAAAUUGGUGGCACCACUGACAUGCUAAUAGUGAGAUUCUUCAUUUCCUGUCAGACCUGGGGCAGCGGAAGUGAGGAGAAGGAACUCAGUCAAGGACUGUAGAAAAUGGACUCCAAUUUGUUAGCAACAAAAUCCCUUAAUUCUUGCAGCCAGCAGCAGCUAUUUUGGGGAGCAGCUGUGGUUGUUACAUAAAUAGAGACGCAGCCAAAAUGUAAGGCUUUUUAUCCUGCUUCAAGCAGAAAAAUGCAGGGAGGUCAAGUAGUCUAGGAUUUUUAGUUCCCUCCCCCUGUAUGGUUUUUGGCCAAGUGAUGAAAAUAGUUUUCCUUGAACUAUAAACAAACUGCUAAGCCCCACCUCAAACUUGUUUACUGGGGACUUUGUUCUGUUAUGUGGAUGACCUUUUCCUGGAAGUCAUGUUUUUAUCAAGCGAGAAUGAAGCAAAUGUUAAUGUCUUCCAUUUGACUAUUCGUUGUCUCAGACGGUGUCUUCCAGGCAGUCACCAUCCUCUACCCAGAGAUGAAACGUGCUCACAGCAUUUUCCUCACAGUCACAUUUAACAUUUUGACUUUCACAGACCCACACGUUUCUUGGGACCUGACUUUUGAGUGUUUAAUAAAACCAUAAGUGUUAUUCCCGUAAACCAGCGGCUUUUCACCUGGAGUUCUGUCCCCUGUGUUUAACACUGGAUACAUCUUGCUGUGCAAAAGUGAUUUCCUCUUCAGACGCAUUGGUAUCUCUAGGAACAGGUCUGAAUAGUGGGGUGAUUGAGUGGGUUGGCAUGAAGUGCUUGAUUAUAUUAACAACACUCAAAACUGUCUGUUUUCCAUUUGUUGGUUUUAAUCAUAAAAUUGUCAAGUGGUUCGUGUUUGUACUUUUUUUAUACUUUUUGAAAGAAUCUGGAGCAAAAAUAUUUUCCCCUUUUCUCUCUCUGUGUAUCCAAACACUAAGCAGAUUGCCUGAGAUGCAGUGAAAAGAAUAAUCCAGUGUACAUACUGGUACCUUCUGCUAGUUGUCACCUCUGUAGGACACUGUUGAAAGGGGGGAAGGCGGGCAAUAGUUUGGUGAGUGGAGGCAGCAAAAUACAAAGAAAUAGACUUAAGAAACAGUCAGCAGAGAGGCUUACUAUGCUGACUGUGUGCCAGGGUGAUUGGAAAUCCAACUGCCUGGUGGCCGGUGGGUGGGGCUGAGCUGCCAGCAAGAUUUACAGCUGGAUUGCAUAUGUCUUAUGUACUUCUAGUGGUAGAGUUGUAAAAGCUGAGCCGUGUGUGCACAGCUUUCUUUUGGUUGGCAGAGAUUCAGGAUCAUGGAGUUCUGCACUCACAAUGCAAUACAUAUUCCUUCCUGGCAGACAAGCUUAAAAGAGGCUUUCACCUUCGCAAUUCCUUUUACCCCAGGCUUAUGCAGUGAGCACAGAAUGGUGCUGUGGGUCUAUUUAGGGACCAAGAAGCCACAAAGUCCAGUGACAGAAAACUAGGUCAACCCUCAGAAACUGGUAGCACACAGCAGCCUGGUGGGCAGCAGGGCUCUCCCUGUGUACUGUGCCUGUGAUCUGAGCCUGCCCUUGGAUGAUUCAAGUAUGAAAUGACCUGACCCAAAAGUGGCCUUGGUUCUUAAGCCCUUUGCCCUAGCACCCACCUGCUCCCUGGUGUAAAUCGAAAAGGCACCUCUGUGUCACAGAUACACCCACCCAUCGGAAAUGACCAGGCCAGCAAGCUGACAGUCCUAGCAGCAAGCCCAGAGAUGACGGAACUCACUUUGUGUUCCCAGUUGAUGUCACCCAAUUUUGAGUUAUAACUCUGUCUUCCUCCCAAACUCGUCGCCACUUUUUUUCUUUGAAGGCAGCGUUCUUCAGAAAGCCUGCUUAAAAAGGAAAGUAUACCUCUUAUGAAUUUUACCUCAGUAGCCUGCGAUGUAGGUUGGCCUAUUGAUUAUAAGUCUUGCUUACCCAUUAGGCAUGAAUUUAGAAGUGUUCUCCAUUUCUUACUCAUACGAAAUUUGGCUAAAUGUGUUGGGUUUGUAGGAAGAAAAAUUAAUUCUUAAUCCAGGAAAAUACUGACUCACAAUCUUGGACUCCGAGACUCUAAUAUUUUCUUAAUAAAGAGCAAAACAACUAGUAUCUAAGGUUCUCUACCCCUCCCUUUAAAAAGAAAAAAGAAAAGUGUUAGAUUACACUCUGUAAUUUUACAUAAAAUCUACUUCCCAUGCUUUCCCCCAGAAGGCAUUCGCAGAGCUUUAUUUCUUUGCACUGCUUAGAAAUGGUCUUUUUGUUAAGUUACUUAAAACCUCAAAAGGAAAAAAAAAAAAAAGGGCGUGGUUGGUAAGUAGGGAGUAUAUAUUUAACAGCAUAUGAAAAGAUGGCCCAAAGCAGGAACUUUGGCUUCCAGAUGUCAUGGGUGGGUUACUGGACCCAGUGUGCCUAUCUAUACAAAGUUGGAUAAGGCAAUUGGCUUUCACACUGCAAAUGCCAUGCCAUAAAUCUGGAAUUUCAUAAACAAGGUCUGUGAAUUGCCUUCUGCCAAUGAAUGGGUGUGGUUUUGAAGGGAAAGAAAAGGCCUUUGACUUCAGAAGUCCCCUCUUUGUAUGUCUCCGGAAAAGAGUCACAAAGCUGUGGUACAAAAUGCGAUUUGUGGAUGAAUAUAUUUACCUUUGUGACAACAUCAGGACUUAAUAUUGAUGCCACAAUUUUAAGAAAACUGUCACAGUUUACCUGGGGAUCAAAUCUAAUCUUGGAAGAAACAGGGGAAACCAAUUGAUGUUUAUUAUUUGUACUCUGUGCCAGCUACUGUGCAAGGCAGUUUAUAAUUGUUUUAUGUAAUCCUCACAAUCGAUCUACAAAGUGGAUUAUUACCCCUGUGUUCUAAAUAGCAUAUAUCGUAAGUGUUGAAUGCAUGUAUCCAACAAAAAACAUCGCUGUAGAAAAAAGGAAAGAUGCCAUUCAAGUAUUUUCUAAAUUUUUAUUGUUAUUAUUAUUACCAUGCCCCUUGCAACACUGUGAAAACACCUCUGGGGCAGCUAUCAGGUUCUCUUCUUGGCUCCUCUUCAUUUUCCUUUAGGGAGCAUUUUAUCUGAUGAACUGCUCACACACCAGGAGAGGCUGUAAGAGGACUUGUGUGCUCAGAGAGAAAAGGCUCCACCCUUGGAACCUUUCAGUAUGGAGAGAGAAACCAGGUACUUCUACAGUGAGAUACCAGAUCAGGCUGUUGGUGGGGAUGAUUUCUUGCCAGCAUUCUCAAGGUUCAUGGUUUCAACACAAGCUGCAUCUUUGUAAGGUUAAAAUCCUCAACCUUGAAGCAAAGCUGAGAGAAUCUGAUCUCUGGAAAUUGAGGGCAGGACUUAGACCUUUAACCUCUUUUAAAAUCCUUUCUUGUGGUUUAGAACAGGAUAAUUCAUUUUGAUCAUUAGUCGAAAGAUCUGUAUUUUUGUGGGCUCAUUUGAGCACCAAAACUAAAUAGAAAUCUCUUUCAAGACCUUAAAAUUUUUUGCAUAGUAAUGUAGUGACUUUGCUAGUCAUUUAAAUAACUUGAUCCAAGAUCAGAAGAACCCAGAAACUCCCCAGAGUUUCUCUCCUUGCUUCUUAAGGCAUAUUGUGUAGAAAAAAAAAAAUGAUUCGUAUCUCCAUAGCAACUGUUUAAGGAGCUGCCUGGAAGGGACCCACAUCCACCCUCAUUUACUCAGCUUGAAAGAAUCAAAAAAAAAAAAAAAUUGAAUAGAGGUGGUAAUAUGUUCGUUUUCCCUAUGAAAUCUGUUCCCAAGAUCAUGAUUAUUUCUAACCUGACAGCUGCCAAACUCCUUGAAGAUGAUGUAGGUAAUGACUCUUACCUCUUGGAAGCCAGAACAAUUAUUCUAAUUCAGGAAGACUUCCCCAAGCUGAAGGGCCCAUUCAGAUAUUAUCUACCCUCCAAACCCUGAAUUCACUCUUCUUCCUCUCCUAACAGUUAUUUUUAGACCAAGGUUUUGAACUCCAUUAAGUCUUAGAGUACCAAGAACACCAUUAACUCAGCCAGACUGCCUUAGGUGCCCCAGAGUUGAAAAUAGCUUUAAAACUUAGGGGGCCACUUGACUCAGAGUCAGAAGUAAGAGAACAGCCCAGUGGCCUGGCAUGCCAGUCCAGCCUUCGGGAAUCUCUUUCUUGACAGGCAAGUGAGCAAAGGAAGUUUGGCAAAAGAUUUCAUGCCAGAUUUUCCAUUCAAAGAUGUAAGUAAAAUUACUAUUUAUUUUCCUGAACCAGGCAGCUGAAUUGUUAUGACUACAAAUUUGGGUCAGUUUUCCUAACAUACAUACACACACAUGCACAAAGAUGAGUGAAUAAAGAGAAUAUAAAUACUUUAUCACCAACAGACUUGAAGAAAGGGUUGUAUUUUGCCUUUCUUCAAACUCCAAAAUAAUGUCCAGCAAAGAAUCAGUAUAACUAUAUUAAUACCACAAGAGGAAGAACCAGUGAUUGCUCUUGCAAAAGUUAGGCUCAAGUGGGAGCACUGAGUUCUGCUGCUGCUCUUGCCAGCACAAGUCCUUUCUGUACCAGAUGUUCACAUCUGUUUGACUCCUCUGGGACUAUUGCUGGCUUGUGUCCUUUUGGGGCUCAUGUCCUUUUUCAGCCCACAAUGCAUAAAGGACACAUCCCUGAGGUACACGCCAGGUCCAGCCACAUACAGCCAUGGUGUUGUUCACACACUCCUCCACUCACUCACGUGGCCUAGACUGGCAUUUCAGCAACUCCCCUGGGAUACUUUGACACCAGUGCAUGGAACUGGGCUCCUUUAAUCUAGGUUGUCCCGGGCGUAGCAUUUUAGCAUUCCCCCUCGCAGUCUCGAGGACUCAGUUGAACAACCAUUGAUGGACACCCCGUCCACUUUAGGCACUGAGCUAACCUUCAGCAAUACACAGUUGAACCAAACAUAGCUCCCACCUUCAUUGGGGAGCCUACCAGCAGUGGGGAGACAGCCCAGAAGGGCCCCUGUAGGGAAGGGUCCUGGGUGCUGUGGUGGGAGCAUUUUGCAGAGGUAGCCGGCCCACUUUGGGAAUCAGAGGUCUCCAGAAGGCAGUGCCAUCAAAGCCCACCUUUGUCAGAGAACAGGGUAUUUCGAACUGCCCUUCCACGGUAAUGGGACAGCAGGCAAAGUGAGCGCUGCAGGUCAGGGGCUGGGGCUCAGAAGUGAAAAGAGAUCAAGGGGCAAGGACAGGGCUGUGAGCUAAAGCAGCCACAGAGAAACCUGAGGUUUUUCCAUGGAUUCAGGAAGCACAGAGAUGAACUUCAGGUGCUGCUCUGCCCGAUACAGCCCACGGCAUGGGUCCCUCAGGCCUGUGUGUACUCAGGCAUGGGUCCCUCAGGGCCAGAAUUGCCCUCCUCUCUGGGAAUACAUGGUAGCUUGCUGAAAUAACUUACUCUCCUGUCUUCUGUCCCUGCCCCAUUCCUGCUCUGAUUCCUGUCUCCAAAAGAUGUUUGAAUUCAAGGGAUUUAGCCCAGACUGAAUGUGGUUUGGAGUCAGAUGGGGGACAGUUCUGGGUCAUCCUGACCUGACUUUAGAGACAUGAUACCUAAAAAUACCUCCUGAGACCAAGCUGGCCUGUACCCGGAGAUGAGGGUGCACUCUAAAGUAAACACACAGGAAGUGGCAGAGGGCUUCCUUGUGCAGUAUGACAUGCUCACCAAAGGCAGCCACCCUCACACUGCCCUCCCCUGGGUGAGAUUACAUCACCCGGUGCCCGGUCCUGAGUGCAUACCUGUGCCAAGGAAAAGGGACAUUUAAAACUCAAAAGCACGGGUGAAGUGUACACAAGUGGGAAAUACCCACAGCCUCAGUAGUUACUGAGGACCUCAGGAGUACUAUCAGAGCUCUGCUAGGGUGAGUCAGGGAAGGCACCAAGACACUAGAACCCCCCUAUAAAAAUAAUUUGCAGUGCCUUUUAGGUUUUCCAAAGAACAGAGUAGGUGUUUUCUCUGUUUGUUUCUGUUUUUUGUUUGUCAUUUUGUUUUGUUUGUUUUUUGUUUUCCCAGGGAAAAUAAAAAGCUUUUAGGCAGAAGCAGAAUUAGAUGCAUCAGCAUACAGGCUGUAAGUCGGCUCAAAAGGAAACAGUUCCCCUGAUAGGUUAGAGGAAUUCAGGACUGGGGCAGUUUUCCCAGCUGAGGGCUCUGGACGUCUGCUGGGGGUCCCAAGUGGGCCUUGCUGCUCUUUAGAGCUGACCUCUUUUGAAAAGCCCUGAACCUGCCCUCCUGGGCAGCAGCACUGGUCUUCCCCACCCUCUGAAUGGUUUCCAACCCACACCCUUUCAUUUCCCAGAUAGUCCUCUGACUCCUCACUGAAAAGUUAAUUCUGGGUCUUAUGAUUCUUACUCAAGUAUGUCCAGCCCAAGGUCUAGGCAUAAAUAUUAGAAUCCUGCAAAAAUAUUAGAAUGCUGGAAACCAAGAGAAUAUUUGGCCUCACCUAUCCACUUUAAAUUUAGGACACCAUCUUCCUGUUUUCUGCCCUGGCACACUUCCCCACUCACCUUCAUCUCAUUGCCAGGAAAGGAUCAAAUUACCUCCAUGCCAGUUGUCACUGGCUGAUUAUUUGCAGCUCUUCCUGAAGUAUUUGUGCGUUAUUUAGGAAUCUGGCCUUACAUUCAAAGCAUAACUAGCAGCAAGACAAGGAGUCAUCAGGUCUUCCUAGGGUCUGGCAGGUAUCCUGGACCUUGCUCUUCUGAGCACCUGCAAAUGCAUUGUGAUCAGCAAGAGAGCCCUGCAGUGCAGCCUCUCUCCACCCUGCUGUGCGUGAACUCUAAAGCAGUGGGCGCCCAUCUGUUUCCACUGCACACGGCUAUCAGCAAACCGUUGUGAGAUGCACCCUCCUGGAUACUCAUUGAUUUGUUUAAAGCAUAGAUCCGUUUAAUUUUAUAGUAACCUUAAGCACAUUAUAAAAAGUACACAGCAUAGAAAUGUUAAAUGACUGAGAUCCAAGCCAUUAUAAACAAGUUCUGUCAUUUUCUCUCUGAACUCCUGAGAGCAACUUUGAGUAUCUCCUGGUCUGUGCAAACACUUUGAACACCACUGCUGUACAAAUCAGCACGCCUCGAUGGCAUCCCCAACCACUGUGUGGCCCUGGGCCUGUGGAGUAAGAAAAUCCUAAGACAAAAAUCCCAGGGAACUUCUAAGCUGGGAAAUGAGGCAAAUGAACUCACAGCAUAAUUGAAUCCUGGCAGGUGAGCUGUCCCAAGACAGUAGCGGCUAGAGGUGCUAAGAACAGGUCAGGUCCAUAUACACAGCCAUGGGAUUGUUCUUCCCUCUCUGGGUCUCCAGAAAAGGGCAUUGGCAACAUCCCCAGCUCUCUCCUGAUUGGAAUUCUAUGAACCCUCGAAGUGCUUCACCAGUGCUACUCCCCAUGGCACCAUGGACCCGUGUGGCUUGAAUAUUUUUGAUUUGACCACCAAGAUGUUAUACUGAUGAUUCUGUUCCAUUUUGAAAAGGAUCUGAGAAAGUGUACAGGUCUAAUUAUAUAUACAUAUUUAUACAUGUGUAUUUUUGUUUAUUGUUACAUUUUGACAUUGGACUUUCUAUUAAAUAAUUUUUAACAGUU
Molecule: messenger RNA, 9806 nt
Organism: Cavia porcellus (domestic guinea pig)
Lineage: Eukaryota; Metazoa; Chordata; Mammalia; Rodentia; Caviidae
Gene: CUNH1orf21
Product: chromosome unknown C1orf21 homolog
Exons: 6
Coding region: 267-632 (121 amino acids)
Source: RefSeq, a predicted model, not a curated record